Messenger RNA from Phytophthora infestans T30-4, 1587 nucleotides. Its product is annotated as HECT E3 ubiquitin ligase, putative. Gene Ontology annotation, molecular function: ubiquitin-protein transferase activity. The record is from RefSeq and is a predicted model, not a curated record. The transcript has 8 exons. Lineage: Eukaryota; Oomycota; Peronosporomycetes; Peronosporales; Peronosporaceae. Bases 1 to 1587 code for a protein of 528 amino acids.
AUGUCUCCUCCUCGCGUCGCCUGGAUUCGAAGCCUAAACGCAGUUUACAGUGGAGAUUUAACUGACCGCCAGUUAGUUGCACGUGAGCGUCACCAAUGGAAACGCUGCAUUGGAGGGCAAAGUGUACGCUGGGUUAAUAUCCCCUUUGAAGCUGUUCAGGAGAACGAAGCUUUAAGCAGCGUCAUUAUAAGAGAGCGGGACUUCCAGGAUUGGAGGAGGCGGAACCCUCCAAAAGUGGCCGGGUCAUCUCGGGUGUCUGUGUCUUCCGUCCUUUUCUCGGACUCAAGCGGACAACAAGCGUCGUGGCUUACCCCUGGAACGGCGUUCGUGCGCGAUGACUCACGUCCCGAAAGCCGAACUAUACGCUGGCGUUUAGCCGAAGAGUGUUCGACAUCAUCUCGCCAGUAUUCCAAAACUAUCCUGCGAGCAUCGACUCUAGCCUUCUCUGAAAAAGCACAAUGGUUUUAUCAGUAUUCACUUAAGCUGUGCUCAUCGAUUGUCGAAGGAUACCAUACAAUACGAAUCCACCGUGACAGGGUUUUGAAGCAGUCUAUGAAUCUCAUCAUGUCGGCACCAAGUGGAACCCUCCAUCGUCGCCUUCGAGUCGAUUUUGUGGACGAGGCUGGCGUCGAUGGAGGUGGAAUACUGCGGGAGUGGCUGCAUUUGGUUUGCAGCCAGCUUUUCGCCGAAGCACCGGGGUUGUUUACGUUGACAAGCUCAUCGGCACACCAAGGGUAUUGGAUUAACCGAACCUCCACGGGAAAGUGUACGAAGCAGCUAGAGAUGUACGUCUUCUUUGGGAAACUACUUGGCAAAGCGCUGCUUGAAGGCCUUCUCCUGAAUGUGCGGCUUUCCAUCCCGCUGCUGAAGCACAUUCUUGGUGGACCACUGAAGCUGUCUGACCUGUAUCUCCUCGACGAAACGGUAUACUCCAGUAUGAUGUGGAUUCUUGAAAACGACAACACCAAUGCCUUGGGUUUAAAUUUCACGGUUGAAGGUAUAGAACUUAUUCCGAGCGGUGCCGAUGUCACACUGCAUGAUGGAAACAAACAACUCUACGUCGCAAAGGUGGCACAAUAUUAUCUGUUUGAUAGUGUUCGAGCGGAGAUAUCGAGCAUCAUGGAGGGUUUUCGUAGUGUCGUCAACGAUACAGUUCUUCAUGUAUUCGACUUCAAAGAGCUCGAUUUGCUGCUGUCGGGGUUACCGCAGAUCGAUGUCGACGACUGGAGGCAACACACAGACGUUCGGUUUUACGAGCAAAGCACUCACGAGUUUGAAUUAGUUGGGUGGUUCUGGGAGGUCCUGGAGUCUUUUUCUCAAGAUCAACGCGGUCAUCUACUGCAAUAUGUUACAGGUUCCAGCGGCGUCCCCGUCGAAGGCUUUAAGGGCCUUACUGGUAUGGAUGGCGAGAUUCAGCUUUUCACAAUUCAACUGGGGAAAGAUGUUUCAACUGUGUACACAGUACUACCCCACGCAAGCACAUGCUUAAACAGAUUGGAUUUACCACUUUAUCCUUCUAAAGUUGAGCUUGAGCGAAUUUUGACAAUGGUGGUAGAGAUGGACGUUACAGGAUUUAGUAGUCGGUAG